Passer domesticus (house sparrow) is the source of this 2940-nucleotide messenger RNA. Its product is annotated as serine/arginine repetitive matrix protein 2-like. The record is from RefSeq and is a predicted model, not a curated record. Gene Ontology annotation, molecular function: mRNA binding. Lineage: Eukaryota; Metazoa; Chordata; Aves; Passeriformes; Passeridae.
AUGUACAAUGGGAUCGGGCUGCCGACGCCGCGGGGGCAGCGCACCAACGGCUACGUCCAGCGCAACCUCUCGGCCCUGCGGCCCAAGAAAGGGGGGGCGGGCGGGGACCCCCCCCCCCGGCGAGAGGAGGAGCUGAGGCGCCUGGAGGCCGCCCUGGCCAAGAAGCCCAACGCCGACAUCCUCGACCACCAGCGCAAGAGGAGGGUGGAGCUGAAAUGCCUGGAGCUGGCCGAGCUCAUGGAGGAACAGGGCUACUCGGCCGAGGAGAUCGAGGCCAAGGUGGCCACGUUCCGCACCAUGCUGCUGGAGAAGGACGAGGGGCCCGGCGAGCCCGAGCAGAAACCCACGGGCACGGAGACGCACCAGCUGGCCGAGGCUAACGAGCGCAAGAACGAGCGGCUGCGCGCCGCCUUCGGCAUCAGCGACUCCUACGUGGACGGCAGCGCCUUCGACCCCCGCCCGCAGGGCCAGGGAGGGGCCCCCCCGAGCCCCCCCGAGCCCCCCAGGUACCCCAAAACCACGGGGAAACACCCCAGAAAUGAGUCGAGCUCGCGCUCGCCGUCCCCCAAGCAGAAGAAGAAGAAGAAGAAGAAGGAUCGGGGCAGGUCCGCCAGCCGCUCCGGGGAGAGGAAGAAGAGCAAGAAGAAGAAGCACAGGUCUGAAUCCGAGGCCAAGAAGCGAAAGCACCGCUCGCCCAGCCCCAAGGCCAAGCACAAGGCCAAGGAGAAGAAGCGCAAGCGCUCCACCAGCCAAUCGCAGAAGCCGGAGCGCUCUUCCUCCCCGGCCGGCUCCUCCUCCUCCUCGGGCUCCUCCCGCAGCAGGUCCCGCAGCGCCGCGGCCCCGACCCCGACCCCCGGCGCCGGCGCAGCAGCGCCGCGAGGAAGAGGAGCCGGCGCCGCCCGCCGCCUUCGGCCUCACCUGCCUCCGCCGCCCCUCCCCCGCCGCAGGAGCCGCAGCCGGAGCCGCUCGCGGCCGCCGUCCCCGGCGCCGUCCCCCGGCGUCGCCGCCGCGGAGCCGCCGCCCGUGAGCCCCGCCCCCAGCCCCGCCCCCUCCCCCGCCCCCUCCCCCGAAACGCUCCGCCCCUCCCCCUCCAUCCUCAUCCUCCUCGCGCCGCUCCCGAUCCCGCUCCCGCUCCCGCUCGCGCUCGCGGCGCCGCGCCCCCCGCAGCUCGCGGCGCUCCCGCUCCCGGCCCCGCUCCCGGCACCGCCGCUCGCGCUCCCCGCCCGCGGCACCGCCGCUCGCGCUCCCCGCACGCCGCUCUGGACGCCGGCCGGCGCCUCGCCGCUGCGCUGGCCCGGCACGGCGCUGGGCACGCCCCUGACCCUGCCCAACAGCAUCCCCACCUCCGGCAGCGCCCGCCUGCGCUCGCGCUCCCCGCUCGCGGCGCCGAUCCCGCUCCCGGCGCCGAUCGCGGUCGCGGCGCUGGGGACGCUCGCGGUCGCGGUCGCGCUCCACGUCCCCUCACCGCCGCCGAUCCCGCUCCACGCUGAGGAGGUCGCGGUCACCCUUGAGGAGAUCACGGUCCGCCGUUCCGGCGGUCCCCGCUCGCCGAUCCGGCGAUCCCGCUCCCCGUUCCGGCGGUCCCGCUCGCCGCUGCGGCGAUCCCGGUCGCCCCUGCGCCGGUCGCGGUCGCCGAUCCGGCGUUCGCGCUCACCGCCGCCGCUCCCGCUCCCCGGCGCCGCUCCCGCUCCCGGCGCCGCUCCCGCUCGCCGCUGCGGCGCUCCCGCUCUGCGCCGCCGCUCCCCCGCUCGCCCUCCCCGUCCCCGGAGCGCCGCCGCCGCCGCCGCGGGGGCAACCGCGCGCCGCAGCCGCUCGGAGUCCUCCGGCAAGUCGCGGCGCGGCGCGUCCCGCCGGAGCCGCUCGCUGUCCUCGCCGCUGGCCAAGAAACGGCCGCGGCCCCGCGGGUCCCGCUCGGCGUCGCCGCGGCGGCGCCGCAGCCGCAGCCCCUCCCCCUCCCCCGCGCCCUCCCCCCGCCCCGCCCAGCGUCACCAAGGCCCCCUCCCCCCCCCGUCCCCGCCCGCCCCAACCGGCACCGCCCGGCACCCGAGGGGGGGGGCGGCGGCCACCAAAGCCACCCCCGAGGCCACCAAGGCCACCCCCGAGGCCACCAAGGCCACCCCCGAGGGGACAGCGGGUGGCACGGUGCCGACGGUGGCUGAGGAGAAGCCGCCCGCGGUGGCCGAGGGGACACCGGGGGCCACCAAAGUGGGCUCAGGUGACACCAAAGUGGCCUCAGGUGACACCAAAGUGGCUGUAAGUGACACCAAAACGCCCACAGGUGACACCAAAGUGGCCUCAGGUGACACCAAGAUGGCCGCAGGUGACACCAAGGUGGCUUUGAACGACACCAAGGUGGCCAACGGUGACCCCAGAGCCGCCGCGGGUGACGCCAAGGCGCCGGUGUCCCCCUCCCAGCCCGCCCCCAAGGCCGUGUCCCCAACUGUCCCCAAGCUGGAGGUGACACCCGCGCCCCUCCCCAAGGCCACGCCCCCCGUCCCCGACCGUCCCCAAGUCCCCGGUGCCACCCCCCGACCCCAAACCCGCGCUGUCCCCAACCGUCCCCAAAUCCCCGGCGCCGCCCCCCGAGCCCAAAGCCACCCCUGUGUCUCCCCAAAGUGUCCCCAACGCCGCCCCCCCGACCCCAGACCCGCUGCCGCCCCGUCCCCCCGCGCGUCCCCGACGCCCUCCCGGCUGUCCCCGCGCUCGGGGACCUUGGGGACCUUGGGGACGCCGCCGCCGCCGCCCCCGGGGCUGCCGCGGGCGCUGGCGCGGCCGCCCGGUGCCACCCUGGGGACGCUGGGGACACUGGGGACACUGCUGCCCGCCGCCCGCCUCAGCCUGCCCUCCUCGCCCGUGGCCGCCUCGGCGCUGCCCGCCCGGGCACCGGCACUGUCACCAAGGCCACCGCGGCGGCUGCGGCCACCAAGGGUGGCGCAGUGA